AAAAAAAGCGGUGAAGCCAGCUAGCUGUGUAGUCUGUCAAGAUAGUAGUAUAUUUUUUCCCAAAUCUUGAAGCUGCUUUGUGUUCACAACUCAAAAAUCACUAAAAUACUUGCAUCUCUGAUCCAUCCCAGUGGAUGUUCUUUUCCCUUUUGACCACCAUUUUCACAUCUCCUUUUUCAUCCGAUUUGACACUUUUAUUUUAUCUCAAACCCCACAACCUCUCCACCAUUCUUCCCAUCUCUAUAAAUCACCUCCAUUCCAUUCAUUCCUUCUUCAACACACAUUUUCUCAUAUUACCUUUUUCUUUUUUAAUCAAACCAACUGCUUCAUUUCUACAAAUGGCCACCAAGUAAUUGUAGCAAAACCCAACAACAAAUUCUAUACAAGUAUCCGGUGUAUCAUGGAAGAGACUUUUGUUCCUUUUCAAGGAAUUAAAAAUGACCUUGAGGGACGGCUCAAGUGUUACAAGCAGGACUGGACCGGUGGCUUCCGUGCAGGUUUCCGAAUUUUGGCUCCAACGACGUAUAUAUUCUUUGCUUCAGCGAUUCCGGUUAUAUCAUUUGGGGAACAACUGGAACGAAAUACUGAGGGAGCUUUGACAGCUGUUCAAACAUUGGCUUCUACUGCAAUUUGUGGAAUUAUACAUUCCAUAAUUGGAGGUCAACCUUUGUUGAUUUUGGGUGUUGCAGAGCCUACUGUUCUUAUGUACACCUUCAUGUAUAACUUUGCUAAACAAAGACCAGAAUUGGGUCACAACCUGUUUCUUGCAUGGACUGGAUGGGUAUGUGUGUGGACUGCAGCCUUGUUGUUCAUGCUAGCCAUACUAGGAGCAUGUUCCAUUAUUAACCGAUUCACGCGUGUGGCUGGCGAACUCUUCGGCCUGCUCAUUGCCAUGCUCUUUAUGCAACAAGCCAUCAGAGGACUAGUGGAUGAAUUCCGCAUACCAGAACGAUCAGAUGCAAAAUUAAUCGAGUUUCUUCCUUCUUGGAGAUUCGCAAAUGGAAUGUUUGCCCUCGUUUUGUCAUUUGGCCUUUUAUUGACCGGAUUGAAAAGCCGAAAAGCUAGAUCAUGGAGAUAUGGUUCCGGUUGGAUUAGAAGCCUUAUCGCAGAUUACGGGGUGCCCUUAAUGGUCCUAGUUUGGACAGCCGUGUCGUACGCACCCGCGUCAAGCGUUCCUAAAGGAAUACCGAGGCGUCUUUUUAGCCCGAACCCAUGGUCUCCCGGUGCAUACGACAACUGGACAGUUAUCAAGGAUAUGUUAAAUGUACCAAUACUUUUCAUAUUCGGAGCUUUCGUACCCGCAACAAUGAUCGCUGUCCUGUACUACUUCGACCACAGUGUCGCGUCUCAACUUGCUCAACAGAAAGAAUUCAAUUUGAGAAAGCCGGCAUCUUUCCACUACGACUUGCUUCUUUUAGGAUUUCUGACGUUACUUUGCGGUCUACUCGGAAUCCCUCCGUCCAACGGUGUCAUUCCACAAUCUCCUAUGCAUACCAAGAGUCUCGCUACUCUCAAACACCAGUUGCUCAGGAAUCGACUCGUUGAGAGUGCGCGCGAAAGCAUGAAAAACAACUCAAGCUUGGGGCAAUUAUACGGAAGCAUGCAAGAAGCAUAUCAUCAAAUGCAAACUCCGCUAGUCCACCAACAACCGUCGGAUUGCGGGCUGAAAGAGCUAAAAGAAUCAACGAUUCAACUAGCUUCAAGCAUGGGGAACAUCGACGCACCAGUGGACGAGACGGUAUUUGACGUUGAAAAAGAGAUCGACGAUCUUUUACCAGUUGAAGUCAAAGAACAACGUGUCAGUAACCUGCUUCAAUCGUGUAUGGUCGGAGGUUGUGUUGCAGCAAUGCCGGGAUUGAAACUGAUUCCGACUUCGGUUCUUUGGGGUUAUUUCGCUUUCAUGGCGAUUGAAAGCUUACCCGGAAACCAGUUUUGGGAACGGAUAUUGCUUCUCUUCACUGCACCAAGCCGGCGGUUCAAAGUUCUGGAGGAUUACCAUGCAACAUUUGUGGAAACUGUUCCGUUCAAGACGAUUGCUACGUUUACGUUGUUCCAAACGACAUACCUACUAAUCUGCUUUGGAAUUACGUGGAUUCCGAUCGCCGGACUUCUGUUCCCGUUGAUGAUCAUGCUGUUAGUUCCGGUACGACAGUACAUUUUGCCUAAAUUUUUCAAAGGCGUGCAUCUUCAGGAUCUGGAUGCUGCGGAGUAUGAGGAGGCACCGGCAAUACCUUUCAAUUAUCCUCAGGAGGGAGAAUUCGGUGCUAGAACUUCAGCUGUGGAUGCCGGAGAAGUGCUGGACGAAGUGAUUACAAGAAGCCGGGGUGAGAUCAGGCGAACGUGUAGUUCAAGAGUGACGAGCACCACCGUGACACCAUCAAGAGACGUAAGAAGUCCACGACUAUCGAUGAACGCAUACAGUCCUCGCGUUAAUGAGCUCCGAGUAUUGCAUAGUCCUCGAUCGGCUGCAAGAGAACCGUUUAGUCCCAUUGUUCCAUCUUCUUUGGGAAAAAGUCCCCGCAAAUGAAAACUCUAAUUUACUUACGUGUUUGUGUGAGUAGCCUGCAAUUUCUAUAAUUUGUCUUUUGUUGUUGUAAUUAGUAAUGUAUAUUUAACGUUUGCAGACUGUUUAGAAUAAAUUUUCAGUUACUUUCAAGUAAACCAAAUUGAUUGCCUUCAGUUACGUAUU
Molecule: messenger RNA, 2689 nt
Organism: Helianthus annuus (common sunflower)
Lineage: Eukaryota; Viridiplantae; Streptophyta; Magnoliopsida; Asterales; Asteraceae
Product: boron transporter 1
Exons: 10
Coding region: 401-2527 (708 amino acids)
Biological process (GO): monoatomic ion homeostasis; transmembrane transport; monoatomic anion transport
Cellular component (GO): plasma membrane
Molecular function (GO): solute:inorganic anion antiporter activity
Source: RefSeq, a predicted model, not a curated record